Poecilia reticulata (guppy) is the source of this 2905-nucleotide messenger RNA. NCBI's taxonomy places the organism in Eukaryota, Metazoa, Chordata, Actinopteri, Cyprinodontiformes, Poeciliidae. The record is from RefSeq and is a predicted model, not a curated record.
CACUGGAGAAUAAUGUUUCUAUCAUGCACAAAACUUACUUGUAUUUUAUGCAAAGCAAGAUCUCUGAAGUGCACACACACACACACACACACGCACCACUGUUGAAUUGGGGACAUUUAUUCUGCAUAAAGCAAGAGAAGAAAAAAAAACCUUACAGUGUCUUUUGGGGGAAGAGUGCAACAAUCAGGUUACACUAACUAGUACUUUGUUAAGGGAUCUUACAAUUUUACUCGUGCAAAAUUUGAGUCUAAUUUUACAUCUUUAGUAUACGUUCACGCUACCAUGCUGAAGUUGUCCAAAUGUACCAGAUUUGAGGACGUUAAUUGUCCAUAUCCCUCUUCAGGGGAGUUAAUCAGUCAGGUUUUCCCUCUGGAUUUUGACUUGGCCAUUUCAAAAGUUACAUUUUCUGCUCAUUCAGUCAUUAUUUUGUCAUUUUGAUGUACGGUUUGCCUGAGUGUGGGGCUAAAAAACAUAAAUCCUUCUUAAUCCUCAGCUUUCUAGGUUACAAAGAUUCAGGCUCAGAAUUUGGAUCUGUUUCAUAAUGUCAUUCACCUUAAAUCCACACUUCCACUGGAGGUAAAAAAUAAAAUAAAAUAAAAAAUCCCCAAAUCAUAAUUCUGCCACCACCAUGUUUCACUGUGAGUGUGGUGUUCUUUGGGUGAUGUAUGUUUUUAGAAUUGAGUUUUGACAUUCCUGCAGUCUUUUCAAGUUUCUAUUUUUUCUAUUCAUAAAUUUAGAGAAAACACUCAGAUUGUUGCAAUGCCACUUUUGUCCAAUAGAUUUGCCAAAGACAGAUAAAUCUCUAUCCAGAGCCACACAUUCAGAUAAAAUGCAGAUUUUUUUAAAUGUAUAUUCUUACUACUAUUGAUACCUCAGUACAAUAGAAUAACUAACUAUGGCUUUAAUUACAGUCUGCAAAUGACCAAAUGUCAGUUAUUUCAGAUUAGACAGAUUUACAAAAAUUGAUGGCAGGCUUAAACUUGAGAAAACAGAUUGCUUAAUUUCAAUAAAAAUAUAUUUUUAUAUAGUUCAGGAGUGUGCAGCAUGCAACAAAAUCACAGCAUUUGUUUUUUUUUGCUUCUCAUCUUCCCCUGAACAAAUUUGUCAUUCUUUUUUUUUUCAGCUGAAUUUUAUAUAGUAUGUAUAAAAGUAAAGGUGGAAAAACAUGCAAAAUAGCAUUUUAACAGGGGUUGUGAACAGUUUUGACAUUUAGUGCAAAAAACAAACAAACAACAAAAAAACAGCUUUAUGUUGAUUCUUUACAUUGUUUUGCUGCUUCUCAACAGAAAAAGCACAAUGGAUGUCAGAACAAUAAAAGCCAAGGCUAAUUAAAUGAGGAAUGUUAUCAGUGGCUCCUUCAGGACGCGCUCGGUCAGAAAACAGGAUAACUAUGACAUCAUGAAUUGUUUAAAAAGAAAUAAUGAAAAAAUUAAAAGGUCAUAUCAUUCUCAAUUUUCAUUUUAAAUUUGAGAAAACUUCGCAGAAUGAUGGAUCAGUCAGGAGCGACUAUUUUGUUGCAGCCGCAAAGAAAUGAGCCGGGGGAAAACAUCUCCAUCUGAUCUAAAAAAAAAAAAAAAAAAUGUCUCUGUUCGGUGUGUGUGGAGUUAAUGAGUUAUUAAAGCGGAGCUGAGACAUUUCAGUAAAGCAGAGAGAACAGUUAGUUUUAUGUUCUUCAAAGGCUCCCACUGUCCCCUAGCUCCUCCCUCUCUGUACCGUGUGACAACAACAACUCAUCCACAGAGCGGUGCUGCACUUUUCAGCUCAUUUUCCUCCUGUCAUUCCUCCUCCUAUCUUUGAUCAUUGUCCCCUCUCAGAAAAAAAAAACGAGAGAAAAAAUUCACUCUGCACGCCUUUUUUCGCUCCAGCGCUUUUUUUUUUUUUUUUUUUUUUUUUUUUUUUUUUUUUACUUCCCAACUUAACUGAGGAGCUAAAACUCUGAAGGAUUCUUUCAUUUAAGGGUGUCUCGGCAGGCUGGCUUUUUUACUUUGAACUUCGGACUGCUUUCCCCUUUUCUCCCCCCCUCCCCCCUUCCUCUCGUUAGGUGACCAUGGCCGUACCGGCUGCUCUGAUCCCACCAACUCAGCUUGUCCCGCCGCCUCCGAUCUCCACUCCCUCCGCCACCACGUCCCCGCCGUCGACAACUUCGUCCCCGUCCCCGUCUCUGGUGCCGCCGACGGGACCCGGCCAGAACCUGUUCAGGUCGGAGCUCCUCGCCACCGGCAGCCCGGGCAUCCCGACCCCGACCGCGUCUCUGCCCCCGAGCAAGCCCGUCUACUCGACCCCGUCGCCCGUCGAGAACAUCCCGCAGAACAACGAGUGCAAGAUGGUCGAGCUGCGCGGCGCCAAGGUGGCAUCGUUCACCGUGGACGGCUGCGAGCUCAUCUGCCUCCCGCAGGCGUUCGACCUGUUCCUGAAGCACCUGGUCGGCGGGCUGCACACGGUCUACACCAAGCUGAAGCGGCUGGAGAUCACGCCGGUCGUGUGCAACGUGGAGCAGGUCCGCAUCCUCAGGGGGCUCGGCGCCAUCCAGCCCGGAGUGAACCGCUGCAAGCUCAUCUCCAGGAAGGACUUCGAGACGCUCUACAACGACUGCACCAACGCGAGCUCCAGACCCGGACGGCCUCCAAAGAGGACCCAGAGCGUGACGUCGCCGGAGAACCCCCACAUCAUGCCCCACUCGGUGCCUGGACUCAUGUCCCCUGGCAUGAUCCCUCCCACAGGCCUGACAGCGGCCGCGGCGGCAGCUGCCAACGCAGCCAUCGCAGAGGCCAUGAAGGUCAAGAAGAUCAAGCUGGAGGCGAUGAGCGGCUACCACGGCAACGCCAACCACCACGGGGCUGACGGAGAGAAUGGAGACCUCAGCUCYGGYGUCGGUGAGGAUGCCCUUUAAACGCACACACGCACU